This is a messenger RNA of Penicillium coprophilum, 1338 nucleotides long. RefSeq names its product Carboxylesterase type B. NCBI's taxonomy places the organism in Eukaryota, Fungi, Ascomycota, Eurotiomycetes, Eurotiales, Aspergillaceae. The transcript is spliced from 3 exons. The record is from RefSeq and is a predicted model, not a curated record. The coding region runs from base 1 to 1338 and encodes 445 amino acids.
AUGAAGCUUGAAACAUGGGAGGAUGGCAAGAAGAUUGGGAUAAAUGUCGAGGAACACAAUCGUCAACUAGAAGAACAUGACGCAAAAAGGGAAAGAAUGAUCGAAAGGGAAAUUGAAGAGAUACCGUGGUGGGUGGAAUAUGAGAAAGAUGACAAGAACGAACUCACGUUCGAAGAGCAGAAGUCACAUAUUGAAGAACUGAAGAAAGCUCUUGACACCUGCUGGAUCGAGAUCAAGUCUCGUCGAAACAAUUUCGAGUUCUUUCAUGGAUUUUACGAUUUCUGGCCUGAGCUCCACCUUUCCCGAUGGGAAAGUGAAGUUCACGGUAAUAUAUGGUCCUGUAGGAACUGGGCAACGAACAAUGGGAUCAAAACCAGAAGAAGUGGCAAGUGUCAAAGCCUAUCCAAAGAGCAGAAAAGGGAUGUCAUCGUGAGUUUGAAGGGAUGGGUUGUUCAAGACGACUUCGACAGAACGGUCUCAAAGCUCCCACCCUGCAUGCGGUAUAUCAUCCUGGCAGAAUUUGCUGCAAUGAUCGUUAUCAAAGAUUGCCUGAGAUUAUUCUUUACAAAUCCAUUUUGGUAUUUGGAUCCCCAUGGUGAAUUCGCCAGCAUUGAGGGCCCCGAGGAAACCCCGUUGGGCGCUCAGCUGCAUGCUCUGUACAAAGAGUUCCUGAAAGUGAGGCCAGACCUCGCUCACCACUGGCGGAAUCAGACAUCACGUCUAUCUAAUAUGAAAUACAACGGCCAUUUUCAAGCACACGAUACUACCUUUGCAUUGGCAAAUGAGGAACUUCGAAAGGCCAAGGCCUAUGAGUUUGCUGCUGCUAGGCUUCAAGACAAGACCUUUCGAUGCCUACUCCAAGAAAAAGAUGAAAACGAAUUGAAGGAAAGCCUCGGCUAUGUAUACUUCUGCAUGUCUGAAUUAGCAAAAAGCUUGAGCACAUCACAGCCGGAUUUCAGAUGGCGACUUCUGGAUGAGAUUCCAACUGAGUUCAAAAACAAAUCAAAAGUUUUUGAAGCAGCAUUCCUCCACGGGCACGAUGAGCGUGAGCUUAGACUGAACGGACGCAAGGUGCUCGCAAUCACUCAACCAUAUUUCUACGAAACAGGAGGAUGGGAUCAAGAAGGAGUUACUAGGGACGCGACAGUCCGCAGAGCUCGUGUUAUGGUGGAAGACCCGGCAGGGCAGCCGGGGUUCACUUAUUCCUCGGACGAAGAUGCGCAUCCAAGGAAAAGGAAGAGGCAGCCCAAGAAAGCGAAAGUUAUGAAAAAGUCGAAAGAUGAUACAGAGCCUACACCAAAGGGCAGAGCAAAGACGGGGGCCAAGAAGAAGAUUUGA